Messenger RNA from Rotaria socialis, 744 nucleotides. The record is from the annotation of a GenBank genome assembly. Lineage: Eukaryota; Metazoa; Rotifera; Eurotatoria; Philodinida; Philodinidae.
AUGAUGAAUCCUGCUUCAGAAGCGGAGAAACAUCAGCAAAACGUUGGUUUUUUUUCUGAACAAACCACCCCAUUUUUUAACAAAGGACGUGGGCGAUCACUAAUGUUAUCGGAUUUCUUGGUCUCUCAUCCAAAAAAACCGUUUUUUCAACUAUCACAGUCUGAGUGGGCAACAGCAGUUGCACAAUAUCCUGAACUGAUGGAAGACAAUCUUAUUGAAUACAUUGAAAGAUCAGCUUCUGCGUCAAUUCAAGUGGACCAUGGAGCUUAUUUUGAUAACGACGCAGGGAUUAGUCAAUUUACUCGCUUAUUCAAAAUGUUACCUUUCAAGGAAGCAUAUAAAAAUCAUUUGAUCAAUAUUGUAGUAGACAACACGCGCACAGAUAGUGCUAAAGAAUUUUCACUAGAAAAUUUUGGUAUGAAAUUAGGAACACGCUGUCCCGUGGAUCAAAUUAAAUACACGGAUGAUAAAGGACAACAGCAAAAACUUGAUUGUUAUUUUACGACCGGGAAAAAUAUGGGAAAAUCUAAGGGACUGCAGAUCUUAGCCGAAGAACUAAAAAUCAAAGUACCAGCUAAAGUUACAUUAAAGGAUUUAAAACAAUUAUUAAGUUCACACAAUGCCUUUCAAAAUCACAUCGCUCACAAAUCAGCUAAAACUGAAAAAACCAAUGUUGAUGCAACAUAUAAAUUGGUGUGGCAAGGAUUUCCAGUUCUUAUUGUUGGUACAACUGAUCUUGAUUGA